Messenger RNA from Aspergillus wentii DTO 134E9, 1398 nucleotides. Its product is annotated as putative Rad51 family DNA repair protein. Gene Ontology annotation, cellular component: replication fork; Rad51B-Rad51C-Rad51D-XRCC2 complex; centrosome. Lineage: Eukaryota; Fungi; Ascomycota; Eurotiomycetes; Eurotiales; Aspergillaceae. The transcript is spliced from 2 exons. Bases 1 to 1398 code for a protein of 465 amino acids. The record is from RefSeq and is a predicted model, not a curated record. Gene Ontology annotation, biological process: double-strand break repair via homologous recombination; DNA strand invasion. Gene Ontology annotation, molecular function: four-way junction DNA binding.
AUGGCCGACAGCUUUGGGGAACGGCUGCUUGCGGAGGUGCACGAGGAGACACUGGAUGAGCUUCUGCGUGACUUGAGAAGCCAUUGUUAUGCUACUUCCGACAAUGCAUCCAGAUACCGUCUAGGCGUCAGGGAACUGGAUGAAUUGCUCGAGGUUUUCAUGCCAAUGUCGACUGCAGCUCAAGCUCAACACCAGCCGUCUCUACAUCAGACGCAACCCCCAGGCCAACAACCAAGUAUUCAACAAGAUUACGCCGAAGACCAACACCCACAAUCAGAUGGACAUGAAGAAAAUGAUCAACAUGAAGCCACCGCUGAUACCAGCCCGGCUGGCCCCCCUACUCGGGUCAACCGCGUAGAUCCCGUGGUAGAGAUAUCCAGCACUUCGUCUGCAGCUGGAAAAUCCCAGUUGCUAUAUUAUCUCGCUGCCGUUGCCGUCCUUCCAUCGACAUACGAUGGCAUGCGCCUAGAUGGGCGUGAAGCUGCAAUUGUGUUCAUUGAUGCGGAUGGCCGGUUCGAUGCUGAUCGUCUUCGAACUGUGGCUCGGGGAAUCGUUCGUCAGAAGCUAAAGACACAGAAAGAGAACUCAACACCGACCACAGAAACAGAAAAUGCAUCAUCCGAACGCUCACCCGAGGAGAUCGAGACAAUCAUUGUGACAUCCUUACAGCAUGUCCAUAUGCUUCGUCCACAAUCCUCUUCCUCUCUAUUAUCAACGCUGCAAAAGCUGGAGACAUAUCUCUUUGACCUUCCGCGACACUUCUCAUCCAAUCGGCCUCUACACGCGAUCCUCAUCGACAGUGCUAGCGCCUUCUUUUGGCAAGAUAAGCUACGCGACGAGGUGGCUCGAAUCGAGGAUAUUGGACGUCCACCAGCUGAAGUUGAACGUGAGCGAUCCCAAAAGCAAAGCUUCUACCUGCUGGAUGUGUACGUGGACUUGGUGAAAGAGCUCAAACGAUUACAGCGGCAAUUUAGCUGCGUCGUUGUUUACACCACGAUAGCUUGGAGCGGCAAGUCUGUAGGUGGUCCUGGCCAUGGGCAACCACAUAACCCCUCCGGCCCAUUUGAUCUAUAUGUUCCUCCGGUUCCUUCAGUUCCAAAGACGCCGUCCUUCCGCUCUUCACUUCCUGCUCCCUGGGGAACCUUUCCCACCUUACGGCUUGUUGUUCAGCGGGAUGUGGUUCGUCCGUUUCCACCCCUGAUGACUCCCCACGAAGCACAGCGGGAUGCCACCAUGCGACAAGAGAUGGUCGUACAGGGCAGAUUCUCAGGCUGGGUGAAUGGCUGGGGACGGGAGGAUUGGCCAAGGAGAGUGACAGAGGGCAUUGAAUGGAGGAACAAUGGGAUGUUUACAUUCAACAUUACGAGGAGUGGUGUUGACAUUCCUGCUACUCGAUAA